CGGAGGCAGGGCAUGGCGCUGCCGGGGGAGCGCGGCGCGGAGCCCCAGCCCGGCGCCUCCCGCCCCGCCGAGGAUGAGGAGGACGGCGGCGGGGCCGGCGGGCAGCCGGAGGCGCUGUCGCUGGGGGAGAUCCUCAGGCUCUACAACCAGCCCAUCAACGAGGAGCAGGCGUGGGCCGUCUGCUACCAGUGCUGCGGAUCCCUUCGGGCCCGCGCCCGUCGCGGAGAGACCCCCCUCGCCAGGCUGGGGGCGGCCGCCCACCUCCGCGUCUGGCGGGACGGCACCGUCACCCUGGAACAGGGCGAGCCCCACCGUCCGCCACCGCCCGCCGCAGAUAAAUCGGGCCGUUUACACUGCACAGAAAUGGAGGUAAUUGAAUCACUGGGGAUUAUUAUAUAUAAAGCCCUGGACUAUGGUUUGAAGGACAAUGAAGAGCGGGAAUUAAGUCCUCCGCUGGAGCAGCUUAUUGACCACAUGACUAAUACCACAGAAACAGAUGGAAGCAGAGAUGAAGGAUAUGAUGCUCUGGAUGAAGGAGUGGAAGAUGAUGAUGAUGACAAAGAAGAAGUUGAGGCCAUUCAUUCCUAUAAAGAUGUCAUGAAGCUGUGUGCUGCCCACCUGCCAACCCGAUCAGAGGCACCGAACCACUAUCAAGCAGUAUGUCGGGCUCUGUUUGCUGAAACAAUGGAACUGUACACUUUCUUGGCCAAAAUUAAAAGUGCAAAAGAGAAUCUGAAGAAGAUUCAAGAAAUGGACAAAGGGGCAAGUGAUGAAUCCAGCACAGAUCUUGAUGAAUUAAAAAAUGCCGACUGGGCUCGUUUUUGGGUACAGGUGAUGAGAGAUUUACGGAAUGGUGUUAAACUUAAGAAGGUUCAAGAGCGUCAGUACAACCCACUCCCAAUAGAAUAUCAGCUCACACCCUAUGAAAUGCUGAUGGAUGAUAUUAGAUCCAAACGCUAUACCUUAAGGAAGGUCAUGGUCAACGGUGACAUUCCACCUCGAUUAAAAAAGAGUGCCCAUGAAAUAAUCCUGGAUUUCAUCCGAUCGCGACCUCCAUUAAAUCCUGCCUCGGCAAGAAAACUGAAACCAACCCCACCACGGCCACGCAGCCUUCAUGAAAGGAUACUGGAGGAAAUCAAGGCAGAGAGGAAGUUACGUCCGGUUUCACCUGAUGAGAUAAGGCGUAGCAGGCUGGCAAUGCGGCCACUUAGCAUGUCUUACAGUUUUGACUUGUCAGAUGUAUCUACGCCAGAGGCUGGAAGAAAAUUAUUGGAUGCCUCUGUAGUGAACGGUGGCCUGGCACCACAAGGAAAGCAGAAUGGGGCCACGCAAGUGACAGUACAGCGCAAGAGACUCCUUAAGGCUCCCACGUUGGCUGAACUUGACAGCUCAGAUUCAGAGGAGGAAUCGGUGCACAAAUCAACGAGUAGCAGCAGCAUCUCGCCCUCACAAGUGGAAGACCCCUCUCAAGAAGGUACCAGCAGCAGAAAGAUGCCUCCAAAGUUCUUGCCCAUAUCAUCUACGCCACAGCCUGAGAGACGGCAGCCACCUCAGAGACGACACUCCAUUGAAAAGGAAACGCCAACCAAUGUGAGACAGUUCCUACCACCUUCAAAACAGAGCUCCAGAUCACUUGUUCCUAGGAUAACCCGUUUAUUUCCAAGGAUGACUUUCAGACCACUUUUUUCAACUAUGCAAACAGCUUCUCUGCUCAGCUCUCAUCCCGUUGAAGCAGCCAUGUGCGGGGUGGCAGGGGCUAUGUACUAUCUCUGUGAGAGAGCUUUUGCCAGCAGGUGGAAACCCGCAAAGGAGGAGUUCUGUUACCCGGUGGAAUGUCUGGCUCUGACGGUGGAGGAGGUGAUGCACAUCCGUCAGGUGCUGGUGAAGGCAGAGCUGGAGAAGUACCAGCAAUACAAAGAUGUCUACACUGCUCUCAAGAAAGGAAAGCUCUGCUUUUGCUGUCGAACAAGAAGAUUUUCGUUCUUUACCUGGUCUUACACUUGUCAGUUCUGUAAGAGGCCUGUAUGCUCACAGUGUUGCAAAAAGAUGCGGUUGCCAUCAAAGCCAUAUUCUACUCUCCCCAUCUUCUCACUGGGACCUUCAACCUUGCAAAGAGGAGAAAGUUUUAUGAGGCCAGAGAAACCCUCUACCAGUCACCACCGAUCACUGCGGAGCAUGUCCAGGUUGACCUCAAGGUCCAAAUCUGUGGAUAAGUCACACGAAGAGUUUCCCAAAGAAUUAAUGGAGGACUGGAGCACGAUGGAGGUGUGCGUGGACUGCAAGAAAUUUAUUUCAGAAAUCAUCAACUCCAGCCGGCGCAGCCUGUCCCUGGCCAACAAGCGAGCCAGGUUAAAAAGGAAAACACAGUCCUUCUACAUGUCAUCGCCGGGAACCUCCGAGUACUGCCCCUCGGAAAGGACUAUCAAUGAGAUCUGAGCCUUGUGCCUUUUCCUUUGCUUUCGUCUUCAUGAGGUCAUCAUCCAUGGGCAAGGUCACUGAAACUGGAUUAUCAUCCCGUUGCUUCAGUUUCACCUGACUGGCUUGAAUUUGCAUUAGGUCACAGGAUUUCCUACUCCAACGGUUCCCGGGGACGCAGGACGCUGUGUGUGGGUCUGUGCAGAAUGAUACCCCACGGGUCAGCUGCUCCCACUGGGAGAAAAUCAGUAGUUUGAGAUUGUUGCCUCUUUUGUAUGUGCGCGUUGAAACUAGAAAGCCUUUUCUUGCUUUCAAUCUUUUUUUUAACCACGCUUUGAAUCAUUUUUCAGGAGAUGAGCUGAAAACGUCACGUUUAAUGGAGAACCAAAUCUAACAAGGUGUCAGUGUUAGCAGGGUAGCAAACAGUAAGUCAUAUUGGCAUCACCACCCUCGGGAUGCUCACGUCCUAGUGGAAACAGCAAAGUGCUGCAGCGCGCACCGGGCAUGGAGCGUCAGCAGCUGGGGUCAAAACCAUCUUCCUUUGAACUGCUUUGGUUGCUCUCAGAUCAGGGUUCAGCACGGGACUCUACAGUCUGUGUCCUGGGGCAAAAUAAUGCUGUGAAGCUCUUUGCCCGUGAGGUUGGCCGUUCCCCUGAGCUGCGGUACUUUUUAAGCCUUAGUGUACUUCUAAGUGUCUCCUGAGCAGGUUUUAGUAGUUUACUUUCUAUCUUGAAUGUAUGACGAUGACUUACUAGUAGCAGUGGAUUUUAGUAGUAGGCAGAGUUGUACAGUUUAUGGGGAGGAUGGGAAAUAAGGGAGGCUUCUAAUUUUACCUGAACACCUGUAAAGUUGUUCUCGUUGUUACUCAGAGGAAAUGGUGGGUAAGGUGUACAUUUGUAUCAUAAUGGAGCACACAAAUACUGCUAUAGUUACGUCUGACAGCAUAUCCGCUGAGAACCCCAUUUUUUCUGGGGUUUAUAACUUGGCUGUAAAAAAUCGUGUUCUGCUGAAAUUUGGGACGGUGCUGUCUCAGAUUGGGAGCAAUCUCUCUCUUUUUUUUUUCUUUUACCUUUUUUCAUUCUUUUUCCCUUUUUGAUUCACCUACGAAAGAGUGCUAGACUAGGUGUUUAGAAGUUCCAAGAAUGUUACAAUGUUAACUGACGUCUCAUGCUUUUUUGCACUUUUUUUUUAUUAUAUAUUCUAAAUACUUUUUUUAAAUUCAGGCAUAGCCAGAGUUUAGUGAAUAAUUUGGGGCCAGAUCAUUUUGGUAUUUAAAAACAAGCUAACAUAGCCAAGAUAUUAAUACUUGAAAAUCAACUACUGUAACUUUUUCAUAAAAUUUUUAAUACCCUGAGGCAUAUUUAAUAUCUAUAUAGCAGUGUAUUAUAGAAUGAACUAGCAGAAAAGUUUCAGAUCUAUUUAUUAACAUUUCUAUACUUCAAGUUAAUGAGAGAUACCUCAGAACUGCUCCAAAGUAGCUGGGUCUGGAUUUCCGUAACAUGAUUUUAAAGAUGUAUUAAUCACAGCAGAUUCUCCCGUCCGAAUCUCGUGCAUCGAUAAGCCCAGGAGAAGGCAGAGAGCCCCCCCAGCCCCGGGAAGGCACAGCCCGGAGGCCGUGGGGCACCGGGGCUGGUUGGUUCCCCUGUGGUAGCUGGGCUCCAGCCCCGCUGUGGGCUGCCUCCUCUGCCCAGGGGAACAAGGCUUCCCCUUCAAAGCGUAUUUCCAUGUUACGUUGCAGCCUUCGGAGCAGGCACUCGUGUCAUAUCUUUUGAAGUUGAUUUGAAAAGCACAUGCAAAAGUCUCCUUAAACCUUCCCAGGGACUCAUCCGUCUUUAUUUUUCUUUAAACGCCCCCUUGGAAAAAUGAGAAUUUUGGCAUAUGCAGGGCUUAUUGAAAGAAUGUUUUUAACUUUUGCUGAACCAAUGCAAAGAGGAAAACCAGGGCUCAGGGCUAACUCUCCAUCGUAGCUGUCCCGUGUAAGGUCAGCUCUCCUGGCCCUCUCCUCGGGAUGCCUCUGGAAGCGGGCACGUCCCAGCACCUGGAGUACUGGCAGGAGAGGAGGCUGUAGGAUGGCAGGGGGUGAGCAGCACAGACAGGCUCAUUGGAGAGCUCUGCUCUUGCUGGAAGGGUCACCUGAUCUCAGUCACAUCAGCACUUUUUCUCAUUUCUGUGCCAAAACCCGGCCGUGUGUUUGCUGCACAGUGCAUCAGGAAAACUCGACCGAAAGAAAGGCGUGAAAUCUCGCUUUGUGUCUCCCCCGUUGUUGUUCUUAGCAUUUUCUCCUGGAGAUGCCCCAGCCACACGCUACGGUCGCUCAGUCCUCUGCGGGCAGCCCUCUCCCCUGGCAUCCUCAGGCUGCUGAGGUGCAAGGUAUCCCGUGUGCUUAUGUUCCCCUGAGAGAGGGAUGUAGGAUGUUGUGGAGCAGGCAGGAUCCAAGGGCUGAGUCCUGAGUGUGCAGAGGGAAACGAGUCCCUGUGGCACGCCUGUGUCCCCCUCUGCCUCAGCAGUGUCCAGGACAACUCUGGGGAAGCAGCAGAGCCUCGGGAUCCAGCUUUGCCCUCCCAGGAUGGCCCGUAGCCCUUGGCUCAGGCCAGGCUCUUCUUUGCUAGCCCAGGUGUGAACACCAAACGCCGCCAUGGUGGUACGGACUGCUCCGUGUUGCUUAUGCGGAGCUGCUGUGGGGCAGAGCAUGGAUACCUGCCGUUUUCCCUGGAAAAAUCCCUGUGGGCUGCUGCGAGACGUUGCAGCAAGCAGUAGGAAAGGUGGUGCAGGGGGCUGCCUCCCCCCUCCCUCUCGGCCACGGUUGCUCCGCGUUACCCUGGCAUUUCGUUGGGCAGCAGGGGAAGCGGGGGUUGGUUUGUCACGCGGAGCCUGAAGGAGCUCUGUUGCCUGGAUCUCGGCAGAGUGGGCUAUUUUUAGCUUUCCAUCUCGCUGCUUGCGCUAGCAUCCCAAAUCCACUGCAGCCAUUUGUUUGCCUGCGCGCCCCGCGGUGCUGCCCAGCAUGUCCUACUUACGCUCUGAACUUCACGUUAGCCUCAGAGGAGGAAAUCAGAAGCUUGUAAAUACCUGUAAUAUAUUUAUUAAUAUUUAGGAAGCCUCCAUGGAUCAUGCAGUGGGAAUUGACUUUCCCAUGAUGUUUUAAAAAGGAAAUGAGUCUUAUUUAUAUGUGUGUUGGCUAUUCUCUUUAUUACAGUUAACGCUUUCAGCCCCCUACUACAGUUUGCACUCCGUAGGCAUUUUAGAGGGAAUUACUGCUGGAAAGAACGUGGGACCAGCACGGUGAGCUCCCUCCCAGGAGGUUUUUUCCAAAUCUUUAAAGUUUUUUCUUAGCUUUAUUAAUAUGCCCAAGGUCUGUUUAAAUAUGUCAUAGGAGACCCGGGGAGUUAGACAAACGCCACUGGCAGCAUCAGUUUUGUUUGGUAUGUGAACCUGGUUGUGGAGAAUUCAGAAGCAGCUCUGCCUCACGGUGGCGGUGGAGGAGGCGAGCUGGCCUGUGCUGCAGCUCCCGCCCGUCCAAAACCUGAAGCUUCAGAUGUUCACGGUGACAAGAUGGCUUUGGGGGUUUGUUGCUUUUUUCCCCUAUUCCCCAUUAUUUCCUUUAUACAGGGAGGGGCUGUUACCUGACGAAAAUAAAAUGCCUUUCCAUUCUAGCCUUUGUCUGUGUUAAUUAUUCACAUGGAAGCUGAUUUAAAGGUUCUGCCUCUCUCCUUGUCUUCUUCAUGCUUUCAUGGUUUUGCAACAUCAGUCAGACGUUUCUUUUGGCAAAGAAUUGUUAAUGAAAAUGAUUGAAUAACAGCUGAACUCUGGCUGGGUUGCAUGAAGGGAGGGAAACAUGUUGAAGUACUCUUAGAAUAGCAAUAAAACUGCUUGUGUAACCCCAGUGAUGUGAUUAGCACCGAGUCACCGUUCCCAGCCCGCUCUCUCUGUUACCUAUGUGUUGCUGCUUCCAACACUGCCGCUCUGUAGCCGAGGCACGCUUGUCCUGCCUCUCAUACCUAUGGGCUUUGGGAAAUCUCCAUCCCUCAGCUUUGGGAGAAACGCUGGCAGUCUUUUGGAGAGGUUUUAAUUGGUUGAUUUUAGUUUUUAAGCCAGAAGUGGAGAGAACAUCGUUAGCACAACUAUUACGUUCUUCUCUCUCUCUCUCAAGCUCCCUUUUCCCCCCGGGCAAGUUCAGCAUCAGCUUCCACUGUUAGUCACUGGCUGCAUGCUCUACAGGUUAAAACUAAUUUAGAAGCUCCAACUUUAGGCUCCUGAUGGCUACCUUUGUGCUUUACCUCAUCCAGCAGCUCCCUACAUCCUUUAGGAAUGUCUGUCUUAGGAGCUGGGUCUCAUCUGUGAAACAGUGACAGCACACAGGCAUGAGGGAAAGGUGCCGCGACUGUACGCUCUGGUGCUACAGCAUAUGGAUUAUGUCAAUGGUACCGUAAAAUUUUAUAGUAUUUCCAUGUUGAUAACUUGGAGCUGCUGUGGUUUAUUUCUUCUUCUUUUGUAUGUAUGUAUCCUAAGGCCAAUCUGAGAAUGUUUAUGACUAUUGAUUCCAGCUAUAAAGAUCUGUUUUGUUGUUUCUGUCUGAUUUUUAUGACUGUGUUUCACGUUUUUCGGUUCCUGAAAUUACUGUUCACCAAAACUUCCUGGCAGGAGACAAACCAGAGAGGGACAUCAGCUCAGUCUGAGGUGAUACACAAGACACAGAACCCUUUUCCUCACACAUUAGUGUAACUCCAUGAGUGUUGUCCUCACGGCAGCUCCAUUGAGUCCAGCGCCGCAGUCCCCUCUUUCAGCUUGACGCUGAAAAAUCCCAGAGCUGCUCUUGUUGCUCAGUUUACCUGGCACAAGUUGUGAGCCUUUCUGCGCCCCGGGGUCCCUGUCUGCAAAACCAGGGUCCAUAAAGAGUUACAACUGCUUAAAGAACUUUGAGAAGUGAGUGCUCCGUGUCAGGGCAAACAGGAUCCCACCUCUUGAAAGCAAUGAGCUAAACAAGUUAUCAAAUAGGCACAGCAAAUUUCAUGUGGUGGUAGGGUUGCUUGUUGAUUUGCACUGAACUGCAAUUCAGUAACUUUCUUGUUUCUCCUCUGGUGGGGCUGUUUUGUGGAGCAGCUCCUGCCUGACCCCAGUGCCGGAGCCAUGGGGAGCCUGGGCCUUGUGCCCUGAAAUAGUGACAGGAGAUGCUGCACUCUGCAAAGGUCAUCGAGAUGGUUUUUAUAGAGCAAUUCUAGAGGAAGCCAUUUGGAAUAGACCUUUCCAUAGCUAAUAAAAAAUCCAUUUUUAAGGAGACAGUCUUUCAAGGUACCAGGCUACUUCGUUUACAGUCACAGCUGGAAAAGACCUGUUUGAUUAUUAACCCAUUUGAUUAAAAAAAAACGCAACCCUGCAAGUGCAAAAAGGUGAUCAUACAAUGUGGGGGAAAAAAAAAAUACAUUGUUGGUGCCUGGCCUGCAGUUGCAGCGCUGACACAAAGCUACGGGCCCUCCCUGCCCGUCCCUUACCAGAGCCAGGUCAGCGCCGAGCAGCGGGAGGGCCAGGCCUCGGCUGCUGCAGGACAGGCCAUGGGGCAAAGCUCCCGUGGGGCAUUGUCACAGGGUGACAAAUCCUGAAUUAAAGGACACGGGCACGAGCUGCUGCAACUUCUGCAGGAGGUUGGCUUCCCAAGCUUGGUGGAAAUAAGGACCAGGUGACACGUGUCUAGAGAGGGGCUGCGUUCUGGUGGCUUCUGUGGAGGCCGAGGCUUUGGCUUAGACCUUGAAGAUGGGCACAGUUCUACUGCAGGGGCUGGUGGCCACGUUACCUGUGAGUCAGAAAGCAAAACAAAGGCACGAGGAGUGUAUUUGUGCUGUAUUUCUGUUAAAGCUGGUUCCCCCUCUCCUUCAGUGAAGGAACAAGGAAAAUCCAAAACGGGAAAUGCACUUUUUGGACAUUACCAGGCCCAAAGCACAAACCCUUCCCUGCUGUCACUGCGCCUGUACCCACUGUGCGGCUUCAGGGACACCUGGGGCAUCAGCUCUGACAGAGAAAGGCAAUAGAAUCAUCUUCUUGCUUGUUUUCAUGUUCUGUGGUACUGAAAUGCAACUUCUUGUUUAUGCGUUAUUAAUAAAAAGCUCUUUAAAACA
Molecule: messenger RNA, 8522 nt
Organism: Calidris pugnax (ruff)
Lineage: Eukaryota; Metazoa; Chordata; Aves; Charadriiformes; Scolopacidae
Gene: SPIRE1
Product: spire-type actin nucleation factor 1
Exons: 18
Coding region: 13-2436 (807 amino acids)
Biological process (GO): actin filament network formation; Golgi vesicle transport; actin filament polymerization
Cellular component (GO): cell cortex; cytoplasmic vesicle membrane
Molecular function (GO): actin binding
Source: RefSeq, a predicted model, not a curated record